CCAGUCAUGCUCGACGAUCCCUGCUCUUAUAUUCAUUGAACGUUGGGAAUGUGCCCCACUUCACCAGAUGCGCAGCGUUUGGCACGGCAGGGGCUUCCCGAUUGUCACUAAUGGAAGGUUUUUAAUGCCCCUUAAAUGCCUUAAUCUGUGGGCUUAACAUAUAAAAUGUUUCAUGUUGGUAAAGUUAUUGUAGGGGUGGCCUUUUAUGUGGUAGUGGGGAGUUGGAAGGUCGUGGGGUGGAGAGAUCAGCAUCGAGGUUUAAGGCCUCAGGUUACCUUUGCCUCAAAAAAACUGGUAACAGGUUAGGUUCACCGCAUGUCUGUGUAGUUUUAUACUGAAAAGAAUUGCGGCGGUUUGUCUGAAGUGAUGCAGAUGGGUAUUGCAGUUAAAUCGAAAGCAUGAUGUAGUGUAAUCAUGCAUACACAUGUUUCAUUGAAAAAUUCAUACCGUUUGGAAAGGUACAUGGGACCGCAGUUGUAAGCUUUAUUUGUUGCAUGGGUAUUUUCAGAUGCUUGGAUUAUUAGGCCGGACCUUAUGAAAAAAGCCUUCUCUCCCGGUUCCAAGAAAGAGAUUUCAGACCCGUUUGGUUUAGAGCACCCCCUGCUGGUGGCAAUAAUAUAAAAGUUUGAGGUGGUUAGUGGCUAUUCACAGUGCAUGGGUACCAUUAAAGCCUGUGAUGUGAUUGGCGCUCCGUGCAUCACCCUGAUUAUACAGAAGACGUGGAUAUGGAUGAAAGGUUACGUACACAGAAAAUGCCCUUAAGGGACAAAUGCUGUCAGACUGACCAUCAUCACCAUAGUUGUUGUAAACCAGUUUAUGUACAAGAACCUGGAGAUCCACCUUUAUUGCAGCAGCAGCUGCAGACCUCAAAGUCUGGUAUACAGCAGAUCAUUGAAUGUUUUCGAUCAGGAACUAAACAACUUAAACAUAUCUUGCUUAAAGAAGUGGAUACCAUCUUUGAAUGUAAGCUGUGCAGAAGUCUCUUUCGUGGGCUACCAAAUCUGAUAACACACAAAGAAAUCUACUGUUCCUCGCAUCUUAAGAUGUCAGAAGAGCCUCCCGAUGCGAAUGAUAAACAAAGUCAAGCAAUUAGGGACUUACUGGAAGCCAUUUACCCUAGAGUGGACAGUCAAGAAUAUGUUAUUAAAUUAGAACCCAUAGAAACAAAUCAGAAUGCAGUGUUUCAGUACAUUACUACAGCUGAUGAUAUAGGUCACAAUAAUGGUGCUCACAGUCAAAAUGAGGGACAUGGUGUUUUCACUCGUCAGUCUGAAGCAUUUGUUACAGUGGAUAAGAACAGUACAUCACAACAUUCUGCCGAACAUUCAGCUAAUGAAAAACCUGUGCGACUCCACAGUGCAACAGAGCCCUUGAAAAGAGCUGACAAUGUCCUGUCAUUAACAUGUUGUGUUUGUGGAAAAGUGUUUAAUUCAAGAAGGGGUGUACGCAGACAUGUUAGGAAAGUUCAUAAAAAAAGAAUGGAUGAACUUAAAAAAUGUACUCCAGAGAAGAAAAGCCCUGAAGAAACAGCAACUGUGAAAGUACAAUCUAAGCCUGUAAUGCUGACACUGGGCAGGAACUGUCCUUUGUGUCAUAAGUCAUUCGCUACCAAAGCCAAUGUGCGUAGGCAUUUUGAUGAAGUCCAUAGAGGAUUACGGAGAGAUUCCAUUACACCUGAUCUGGCUACAAAGCCUGGUCAGCCUUUGUCCCUCGGAACAUGUUCUUCUUUAAAGUCUUUGUCACCAGCAGGGAACAAGAAACCUCCAUCAAAGGCAGAGUAUAGUCUAACUGCAUGCAAAUGCCUUUUGUGCAAAAGAAAGUACAGUUCACAGAUUAUGCUAAAAAGACACAUGUUAAUUGUUCAUAAAAUAAGUCUCUGCUUAACUGAUCCAAAAGUAGAAAAGGGGCCGAACAGUGCUAACAAUAGUACUGAAGUUAAAAAGUCUGAAGUCCAAGUUCCAACAGUUCUUUUAGAACCUCUGCCCGCUUCUAUCACUAACUCACCGCAAAAUGAAUUCAAGGUAACGAGUCAAAUUUGUGAGAAGAAAAGCACACUAACAGUACAGAAAAGUAAAGUUAAAACUGAAACAGAGAGUCCCAAAUCAACAAGCCCACCUGUUGUAGUUCAACCAAAAAAGAAGCCCAAAUUGGCAGCGGGUUUUGACUUUAAGCAACUUUAUUGUAAGCUGUGCAAGCGCCAAUUUACUUCUAAACAAAAUUUGUCCAAACACAUUGAGCUACACACAGAUGGAAACAAUAUUUAUGUAAAAUUUUACAGGUGUCCCCUCUGCUCUUACGAGACCCGUCGUAAACGUGAUGUUAUCAGACACAUAACAGUUGUGCAUAAAAAAUCUUCACGUUACCUCGGGAAAAUAACAGCAAAUUUGGAAAGUAGAGCAGUGAAAAAACCUAUUGAGUACGUCCUUAAUAGGGUACCAAGAAAAGAUGAGCUGGGUGACGAGGAAGGAAUUUGUGAGGAGUCUAAACAGGACAGCACUUCGGAUGCUCCUCCUAAUAAAACAGAAGGAGCCGAUACUGGAGUGGAAGUGAAGGUCACUAAAAACUUUUCCUUGCAUAAAUGUACAUGUGGAAAGGCUUUUGCCAAAAAGACUUACCUUGAGCUUCAUAAGAAAUCGCACAAAACUAAUGAAUCAAGCUCUCCUGAAGAAAAUAAAAUCCAGGGUCGCACCACAAGAUCAAAGACUGUUGUCUGGUAAGAAUUCACAGCGGCUUU
Protopterus annectens (West African lungfish) is the source of this 2734-nucleotide messenger RNA. It is a transcript of the gene ZNF800, whose product is annotated as zinc finger protein 800. NCBI's taxonomy places the organism in Eukaryota, Metazoa, Chordata, Ceratodontiformes, Protopteridae. The coding region runs from base 726 to 2717 and encodes 663 amino acids. The transcript is spliced from 5 exons. The record is from RefSeq and is a predicted model, not a curated record.